Molecule: messenger RNA, 750 nt
Organism: Aspergillus thermomutatus
Lineage: Eukaryota; Fungi; Ascomycota; Eurotiomycetes; Eurotiales; Aspergillaceae
Product: putative lipase
Exons: 2
Coding region: 1-750 (249 amino acids)
Biological process (GO): lipid catabolic process
Molecular function (GO): triacylglycerol lipase activity
Source: RefSeq, a predicted model, not a curated record
AUGCCUAUCAGCAAUUACCUUGCAAUAGUAAUCACAUUAAUCCUGAAUAUUCCUGACUACGAGGGCUGGAACGCUGCCUUUACUGUGGGCCCGCAGACAGCCUACCACACACUCGACUCGAUCCGUGCGGCAUUCAACUUCAAAGACAAAGUCAGCCUCCAGCCUAACGCCAGAACGGUACUGUACGGGUUCUCCAGUGGUGUAUAUGCCACUGAAUGGGCUUCCGAGAUGCAGCCCAGGUAUGCGCCGGAACUGACCCAGAUUGUGGGUGCUGCCAUGGGCGGUCCUCCUCCCAACAUUACAAACACCUACAUUUACUGCAAUGGGGGAGAAUGGGCAGAGCUGAACAUGUGGGCAGUGCUAGGCAUAAUGAACGCGGUUCCCGAGAUACAAAAAUACAUCGACGAAGAUCUGCUGGAUGAGCACCGCGAGGAGUUUUAUGGUCCCAUGAGACGCUGCAGUCGCCACUUCGGCGUGGAAGAAGUUCCCCCAUCUCUGGCGUUCAGGAACAUCUCGUCCUUUUUCAAGCACGGAGAUCACUUCUUGUAUAAGUUCCGUGAGACGCUGGAUAACAUUGGCGUUAUGGGGAGGACUGGGGCCCCUAAGUUCCCGAUGUAUAUCUACCAAGGAACGAAGGAUGAGAUCGUGGAUCCGAUCGGAGUUACGAAUCAGCUUGUGCGGGACCUCUGCGAGAAGGGUGGUAAUGUACGCUACGUCCAAUACCUUGCACAAACCAUAUGGAUACCUUGA